Mya arenaria is the source of this 3760-nucleotide messenger RNA. RefSeq names its product mediator of RNA polymerase II transcription subunit 24-like. NCBI's taxonomy places the organism in Eukaryota, Metazoa, Mollusca, Bivalvia, Myida, Myidae. The coding region runs from base 331 to 3339 and encodes 1002 amino acids. Gene Ontology annotation, cellular component: mediator complex. The transcript is spliced from 25 exons. Gene Ontology annotation, molecular function: transcription coregulator activity. The record is from RefSeq and is a predicted model, not a curated record.
CAUUAUGUUAAUUAACGAAUACCUUUGGUAACUACAAUGGCUUUGUAAAACAAGAAGCUUACCUAUCAAAACUGCAGUUUUAUUAAAUUUGUUAUUUUUAAAGACAAAAAAAAUUACUUGGGGACAGACCCUGCUGGCUUGGAGCUUCAUUUAUGACUUUUCCUGGUGCAGUCCAAGAAAUUAGCGUUUUGAAUAAACAAGCAAUUUUUACACUUGUACUUGGCAUCAAUUUUUUUAAAAAGCCCUGCUGUAUAAAAUCUAGAAUUUGAGCAAGCCAGGAAAGCAUUGAAACAGAGCGGGCUUGCUAAUUUGGACUGAGUUAGGUUGGAAAUGGCUUCUCAGACUGCAGGUACCAGUCAACAGAUGGCUGGAAAAUCAGACAGUCAGGGACUUAUUAGCAGAGUGAAAAGUUUGUUGGUUCGUGCAUGGAGGGAAAGAUGGCCAGACAUACAAUGGGGAAUCCACUUUAAACGCCUUGUACACACCUCUAACUCUGAAGCUGGGGCAAGGGAGUGUGCAGAGAUUUUACUCCAAGAAGCACUAGUGGGUACCCACCCCAACAGUCUCAUCCUCUCCUACCUGAAACACGCCACAUUCUCCAAGUUGUUGCCAGUCUCAGCUACGUUCCAGUAUAUCACUAACUACGAUGACUUCAGCAAACCUCACUGUCUGCUGGCCCUCGUUGACUUGGCUCAACAUCUCUCCACAUACAUGGGAUUCAGUUAUGGUUCAGAAGGAGGACUUGCUCUUUGCCACACUCUACAGUCUCUUGUAUACUGGCUGCUAAAGGUGAUGCUACGCUCUGCCCAGCAGUUUCUGGAGAGUGAACAGACGGAGCACCAGAACCUGCUUCACUCCGGAGCUCUUGCCCUGCAGGCCAUGGCACAAUCACAGACAAUUGCCUCACUUCUGUACAUAGCAAGGGCAGAGAACUCAGAGGUGUAUAACAACAUGGAACAGACAGAGUUAAACAUGCGGGGCACACUGUCACAGAUCCCGCAGGACUCCAUCUCUGCUGAACUCAGACAUGAUGUCUCCAACCUCGACAUAUUAAAAAAUGUAAAGCAAAUGGCAGUCACCCCUGAUGCAGUCCUUGAUGUCUCCAGCAUGCCUAUCUGUUCCACUAUUGUUACCAUGGUGAUGCAGGAAGCCAUUUUGAAUCCCACAAGUGACAUACAGCCCUUCGUAGACCAGCUGUUUAUCAUUGAAAAACUAGUUAAGUGUAAGCGUUCCUACUUGUUCUGUGAAGUGUUACGAGGCUGCUUUAUCGGGCUCGUUGACCUAAAACCCGGGGAGAGUCAGGAACAGUUUCGCAUGUGUGCGUUUACUUAUCUAAAGGUGCCCCAGAUUCUACAGAAAAUCCAACAACAGUCUCCGAGUCGUGACUUUGUCUCCGACCUUGAGGCGGGCUUUGAACGGCUGCUUCACAGCACCAGUAUGCUGGAUCUGGCAGACUCGAGACACAACUGUGACCUGCUGGGUUUCCUGCUUGGAGAGUGUACCAAACUAAACCUACUGUCAGCUGCACAACAGAAAAGCAUUACUGCCAAAAGAGUUAGUGAUAUGGAUAGACCCAGACCAACAGACCAACAACAGGCCAACCAGCCAUGUGCCAGUCUCAUCCUACGAGCUGAACCCACUGUCAGCAGUAUCCUCAAAAUGCCAUUUCAGACACUUGAUGCAGACUACAGUAAGAACCAGGAGGCCCAGCUAGGGGUGCUACAACACAUGUUAAAGAGUUUUGAGUUGAUCAUGGCUGCUGCUGCCGCUACUGGAAAGUUGCAGACAUUCUGCUUCAAACUAAUUAAAUUUAAUGAGUUAGCCAAGCAGAGCCCGGGCCCUGAGGGAGGCAAGGGCUCCACGACACGAGCCCUGCUGUUUGAUAUCUCCUUUCUCAUGUUGUGCCACAUUACCCAGCUGUAUGGAAGUGAGCUGAUAACAUCCAACAUGGAGUGUAUAAACACAUUCUUUGUCCAGUGGGUAUUACGCUGCCUACCAGAGGACGGCAAGUACAAGUCUGUAGAUAUCAGUAUGUCAUCUGACUCCUCAAAAGUGGACUUUCUGUUGAACGCCCUCACAUCUGGUUCAGACUACACGCAGGGGAGCCCCAAAUGGCAUGAGAUCUGUAACAACAUGCCGUACGCCAUCCAGGAGGUGCUGUUUGCCUGGGAACAUGGCUCGCUCUCCUCAGACAGUAUCAAGAUGAUACUAAACUAUGUGAAGAACCGGAUGUUGAGCCUGCCAGUGUGUGUGGUGGCAUGGAUGUGUAGCUAUAUCAACAUGUUGAGUGACGAUGCCCGCACCAAACCUCUGUCCAUGCUGCAGCAGCUAAUACAGCCCCUCUCAGGGGACAACCUCCCAUCAUACUAUGCCGAGAGGUCCCAGCUGAUGCAGUCUGUAGUACAUAAGAUGAUUCAGGACAUUCUGCCCCCGGCACAGCGACGCCCCAAUCCCCAGUAUGUGCCAGCCAACAGUCUGCCCGCUGAUGUGAUGGCAACUACAUUGAAGGCAGUGUUCACACAGGGAUGGCUAGAUAUGGACAAUCUUCAUUGUCUCGAGGCGCUGCUCAACCUCUGUGGCUCUGACUGGUUUGCAGACAGACAAGUCCAGCACAUGUUGGAAAGUCACAGAGUGGAGGAAAUGCACGUGAAUCUCGGGCUGGCUGCAGCCAUCACCCACAUGGAUCUAGAACACAUCGCACUGUCAGUCCUGCUACACACACUCCCCAACCUCCUGUUGUCGGCGGACUCUCACGCCAUGUUGACAGAUCCCAGAGGGUACACACUCGCUAAAUUCAGUGUGAUGACUGUGACAGCUGCACAGGCUGCCAGGUCUGUACAGAAAGAGAGCAGACGGGGCAGAAAGCGAUCGAGAAACGAGUUUGAUCUUGAUGAUUUUGAUGACUUUGACAGCAGACAUCUGCAGACAAAACGAGCCAAGAUGGAACCUCAGAUAACCCUCGAUUCAGAAGGCUUUAAUUUUGAUUUCCUAAAUGUGAAAGAGGACACAGAUGCAGCCCCAGUCAUCGACACAAAAGACCCGCUGAACAAAGCUCUUAUAAAUCUCUUCCGACUGAUGAAUGCCAUCGUGCAUGAUGGAGAAAUCAGCCCAAAGACCAGUUUCGUCAUCGGCUUUAUUGAUGAGGCUGUAAAGUGCGGACCACACGCCAGAUAUAUUCUCCAGUUCAUGCCUUCUAACAUGUUAAGCCAAAUUUUAAAGUGUAUACCAGGAGUGUUCGAGAAUGAAAAAGUGCUUCAAAUCUGUGACCUUACAAACACAACUGGGAGGAAAAUUGCAACCAAAGUGGUGUGCCAAAGUGCUAGGUUUGAAAGAGACUGAUGAACCAAUCUGACUAAAGCAUGGGAUUCAUUUUGCCCUAACAGAUUAAAAAGGGACCAAUAUGGCCAGUGGAAGGUGUUCAUGCAUUUUUCUGGACCAACUACCUUUUUGGAGCAAUGCUGUAUUUUCAGUUGUCAAGACAAGACACCAUAAAUAUGAGAGCAGAGCUUUCAUUACCAGCCUCUGAUAGCAUGAUUCGAUGAACAUUUAGUAUUUCAAACAACUUUGAAUGUAAUACUUUUACAAAUGUAUCCAUUGACAACUGUGUUUGCUUGUCCAUAUGGAGGAAAUACUGUUAAAUGGUAUCUAGUGUAAUAGUUGAAAACGUUCUUUAAUUUGUGCAAUUACGGAUUCUUCUGCUAUUUUUUAUAUUGUCUAUGAUUUGUUUUUCCCUUGAUGGAAUAAAGAGUCAAAAAACAUU